Messenger RNA from Tupaia belangeri chinensis (Chinese tree shrew), 1726 nucleotides. RefSeq names its product debranching RNA lariats 1 (gene DBR1). Gene Ontology annotation, biological process: mRNA splicing, via spliceosome. The record is from RefSeq and is a predicted model, not a curated record. NCBI's taxonomy places the organism in Eukaryota, Metazoa, Chordata, Mammalia, Scandentia, Tupaiidae. Gene Ontology annotation, cellular component: nucleus. Gene Ontology annotation, molecular function: RNA lariat debranching enzyme activity.
GCUGCGGCGACUUCCAGGCGGUGCGCAACGAGGCCGACCUCCGCUGCAUGGCCGUGCCGCCCAAGUACCGGCACAUGCAGACCUUCUACAGGUAUUACUCUGGAGAGAAGAAGGCGCCGAUCCUCACAGUCUUCAUUGGGGGGAAUCAUGAAGCCUCAAACCAUUUGCAAGAGUUACCCUAUGGUGGCUGGGUGGCCCCGAACAUUUAUUAUUUAGGUUUGGCUGGUGUGGUAAAAUACCGAGGCGUAAGGAUUGGUGGAAUCUCGGGCAUCUUUAAAGCACACGAUUAUCGAAAAGGUCAUUUUGAGUGCCCCCCUUAUAAUUCUUCUACAAUAAGGAGUAUAUAUCAUGUGAGAAAUAUUGAAGUCUAUAAAUUAAAACAGCUGAAGCAACCUGUGGAUAUAUUCUUAUCUCACGAUUGGCCCAGAAGUAUAUAUCAUUAUGGAAAUAAGAAGCAACUUCUUAAGACUAAAUCUUUUUUCCGACAAGAGGUGGAGAAUAACACGUUAGGAAGCCCCGCUGCCUCUGAACUUUUGGAGCACUUAAAGCCUACUUACUGGUUUUCUGCACACCUUCACGUGAAGUUUGCAGCCUUGAUGCAGCAUCAGGCCAAGCAUGAUGGACAGACAGCCAAAGCAACCAAAUUUUUAGCCUUGGACAAAUGCUUGCCACAUAGAGACUUUCUUCAGGUAUUAGAAAUAGAACAUGACCCCGGUGCUCCCGAUCACUUGGAGUAUGACACCGAGUGGCUUGCCAUUCUCAGGGCUACUGACGAUCUUAUUAACGUGACUGGGCGCCUGUGGAACAUGCCUGAGAACAACGGGCUGCACACGAAGUGGGAUUAUAGUGCAACGGAAGAGGCUAUGAAGGAAGUAUUGGAGAAGUUAAAUCACGACCUCAGAGUUCCAUGCAACUUCAGUGUCACCGCUACGUGUUAUGACCCUAGCAAGCCGCAGACACACAUGCAGCCGGUCCAUAGGAUCAAUCCUCAAACGACGACGUUCUGUGCCCAACUUGGCAUCACAGAUAUCAACGUCAGGCUUCAGAACGCCAGGGAAGAGCAUCACGUGUGUGGUGAAUCCGAAGAACAGGAUGAUGUGGACAGUAGUGACUCUGGAGAAGACCGGAGCGAGUAUAACACAGACACGUCUGCCCUGUCCUCUAUUAACCCAGACGAAAUAAUGUUAGAUGAAGAGGAGGACGACGACGAUAUUAUCGCGAGCACACACAGUGACGUGAAUACACCGUCUUUAGGACCUUCCUCUGAUCAAGCCUCGGACUUUUCUGCCAGCUUCUCUGACGUCAGGAUCUUGCCGGGGUCCAUGGUUGUAUCCUCCGACGAUACAGUAGGUUCUCCGAUGAGAAGCGAAGGAAGACCUGGGGAGACUGUGGAGUCAGGGGAUGAAAGGGACUUAACUGCCGUGCCAGCGAAGAGGCUCAGUGAUGGACAAGAACCUGAACAAAGAAAGAAAAUAAAGAGACGGAACCAGGCCAUUUAUGCUGCAGUCGAUGACGAUGAGGGCGGGGAUGCAGCUUAGGACAGUUUACUUCUCUGAGUAUUAUGUGUAGACAUGGGAUUUUUGAGAUCAUAUUUUUAGAGUUGGAUUUUUGACUAAAGACCUACCUUGUGAUACUGAAGUUACAUAAGAGAAUUUUACUUGGGAAUUGACUUUAUCUAUAGGCCUUUGUGUAUUUCAGAUACAGACAUUAAAAUUUUGUAUAUUUA